Messenger RNA from Pezoporus flaviventris, 982 nucleotides. RefSeq names its product mitochondrial ribosomal protein L9 (gene MRPL9). The record is from RefSeq and is a predicted model, not a curated record. Gene Ontology annotation, biological process: translation. Gene Ontology annotation, molecular function: structural constituent of ribosome. Lineage: Eukaryota; Metazoa; Chordata; Aves; Psittaciformes; Psittacidae. Gene Ontology annotation, cellular component: ribosome; mitochondrion.
CGCUGGGAGCGGGACGGGCGCAGCCAUGUUGGCACCGGGAGCGGCGGGAGCCUGCGGGCUCUUGGUGCGGGCGGCGAGCCGGGCCCUGAGCCUGAGCCACGGCCGGGGCACGGUGGUGGUGGAGCGCUGGUGGCAGGUCCCGCUGAGCAAGGAGGGGAGGCCGCCCCGCGCGAACCUGCGGCGGCACCGCGUGUACCGGCUGGUGGAGGACACCAAGCACCUGCCCAAGGGCGAGCUGGAGCUCAUCCUCACCCGCGCCGUGGAGGGCCUGGGCAGGCGGGGGGACCUGGUCAGCGUGAAGAAGCACGUGGGUCGGAACAAGCUGCUGCCGCAGGGACUGGCCGUGUACGCGUCGCCGGAGAACAGGAAGAUGUUUGAGGGAGGAGAAGGUUCGCUGCACCAGGAAGGGAAGAUGGAAGUGCAGCAAACCCAGAGCGGGGAGAGGGUGAGUGCGUUCCUCAAGAGCUGCCGCCUCGAGGUGGGCAUGAAGAACAACGUCAAGUGGGAGCUCAACAACGAGAUCGUGGCUCGGCACUUCCUCAAAAACCUGCGGGUUUUCGUGCCACCCCAUGCGCUGAAGCUGCCGGAGGAGCCCAUCACCCGGUGGGGCGAGUACUGGUGCGACGUGACGGUGAACGGGCUGGACACGGUGCGGGUGCCGAUGUCGGUGGUGCAGUUCCUGCGGCCCAAGACCAAGCGCUACAAGCACUGGCUGGCACAGCACCAGGCACGACUGGCGGCACGCAGGGGAAGAACAGCUCUGAGCUGGGGUGGGGGGGCUCAGGGUGCUGCCCCCCGGGCCCUCCCCAGCUCCUCCUGGAUCCGUCCUGGCAGCUCCGGAUGCGUGAAAUACACUGGGGGGGGGGGGCAGGGGGUGAGUGGCCCCUUAUCCCAUGGGGACCCCUUCUACUGCUCCCCACUAUUGUGGGGCACCCCCCCUUGCCCCAUGGGGACCAUCCCACCACUGUGGGGACCCCCUCGC